Molecule: messenger RNA, 1524 nt
Organism: Stegostoma tigrinum
Lineage: Eukaryota; Metazoa; Chordata; Chondrichthyes; Orectolobiformes; Stegostomatidae
Gene: asb1
Product: ankyrin repeat and SOCS box containing 1
Exons: 4
Coding region: 177-1247 (356 amino acids)
Biological process (GO): intracellular signal transduction; protein ubiquitination
Cellular component (GO): ubiquitin ligase complex
Molecular function (GO): protein binding
Source: RefSeq, a predicted model, not a curated record
UCGACAGGAUGCACAAGCAACAUGGGAAGUCCCUGGGACCGGGGUUAGUGCAAAGUGAGAAAGCUCUGUGUGAGAGAUUAGCUGUGCUGUAGCAGGGGUGGUGUAUUUAUUAGUUUCCUUAGUUUGCAAUGGCUGCGGUUCUCCCUGUGCGGUAAGGCGGGGGAGAGCGGGGUAGCAUGUCGGAUCGGGAUGCGAUGAACGGUUCUAGCCUCCCCGGCAGCGCCGAAUGUCAGCAGCAGGAGGAGGAGGUUGAAGCUGCUGCCGCUGCUGGAGCCAGGGCUGGCCGGGAUCUCAAGGAGUGGCUCCGGGAACAAUUCUGUGACAGUCCCAUAGAAGGGAGCGAGGACACCCGGCUACACGAUGCCACUUAUGUGGGCGACCUGGACACCAUCGCCAGUCUGCUCAGAGAGGACAACUUCAGGAGGCGAAUCAAUGAGAAGUCGGUCUGGUGCUGCGGCUGGUUGCCGUGCACGCCGUUGCGGAUUGCCGCUACAGCCGGCCACGCUGACUGCGUGGACUACCUGCUCAAGCAAGGGGCCGAGGUGGACUUGGUGGACGUGAAGGGGCAGACCGCGCUCUAUGUGGCUGUUCUGAACGGUCACUUGGACUGCACCAGGAUUCUCGUGCAGGCGGGCGCUGACCCAAAUGGAAGUUCCCACCACCGCAGCACGCCCGUGUAUCAUGCCUCGCGAGUGGGCCGAGCAGACAUCCUCAAAGAGCUCAUCAGACACGGUGCGGAUGUCGAUGUUAAUCAUCAUGUAUCCAGUCGUGUCUCAGUGCCUGCUGCCAGGAGAUUCACAUCACUGGGUGUGUGUCCCCUCUACAUCAGUUCUGCCUAUCAGCACCUCCAGUGUUUCAAGUUGUUGCUGAAAGCUGGGGCAAACCCCGAUUAUAACUACUGGGGCCAGGUAGAUGUGACAGCUUUUCCCCGGGGAUCGCCAGUCUGUGUUCUAGAUGCGGUUCUACGUCAUGGCUGCGAUGCACAGUUUGUAAAACUUUUGAUUGACUUUGGUGCUAAUUUGAACCUGGUUAAUUGGGAGGGUCUGGAUGCAGAAACGAUGGGACGGAUGAAGGUGAAUGAAGAGGCCUUGCAGAUCUUCAGAGCUGCCAAAGGUACUCCCAGGACGCUGACAUCUUCCUGCCGAAUAGUUAUUCGGAGAGUGCUGGGGAAGUUCCGUCUUCAUCUGAUCCAGACUCUGCCUAUUCCAGACACGGUUAAAAUCUUCUUGUUACACGACGACACUUGAGGGACGAUCGCUUCUCCCUGAUUGUAUCUGCAUGAACCCUGUUCUCAGUACACCACCCUGCUGUCAGGAGGAUCGCGGGUAUUUCUUGUUUCUGUCUCACGCAGCUGUCGCAACCUAUCUUUUUUUUUUGCUUUGCGUUGCUUUCCAUCCUCUUCAAGCACCACAUAAUUCAGAAAGACUAACCCUGUGAAUGAAAUCCAUUAUUUCUUGGGGCCCUAUUCGCAAAACAAACAGAAAUUGCGUUCAAAUAUAAAACUAUGUCCUCGGCUUUUGAAAA